Molecule: messenger RNA, 2521 nt
Organism: Misgurnus anguillicaudatus (oriental weatherfish)
Lineage: Eukaryota; Metazoa; Chordata; Actinopteri; Cypriniformes; Cobitidae
Gene: ltv1
Product: LTV1 ribosome biogenesis factor
Biological process (GO): ribosomal small subunit biogenesis; ribosomal small subunit export from nucleus
Cellular component (GO): cytosol; nucleus; preribosome, small subunit precursor
Source: RefSeq, a predicted model, not a curated record
UAACGUUUAUAUACGAGACUAUCGGCCGGUUUAUGGCACAUUCCCUUCACUCUUCAGAAAUGGUACAGUCUCAAAAUGUCCGCUCUGGUCCAUGUGUUUACUGACAGAAGGGUCUUCAUGUUUUGACACGAUAGAUAACAAUUUAACGUAACAUUGAUGGUUUUAACGUGACUCUUGAUUUCAAAACAUCAAAAAAUACAAUCGUUGUCAUAAAAAAUGCCUCACAGAAAGAAGAAAGCUUUUAUCAAUAAGAAGAAUGCGGUAUCAUUUCAUCUGGUCCACAGGAGUCAGAAAGACCCGCUGGCCGCGGAUGAGAAGGCUCCUCAACACGUGCUUUUACCUGCUGCUAAGGCAGAUGUGGACAAGAGAAAAGAUGAGCAACGCAACUUUGGUGUGUUUUUCGAUGAUGACUACGACUACCUGCAGCAUCUGAAAGACGUGUCCCAGACCACAGAGCUCAUCUCCGCUCCUAAUGUCCGCAGAGAUGCUCGAUUAAGGAUGCCGGAGUUGGAGGAUGAUGAUGAUGAGGAUAAUGAAGAGCUGGAGGGAGAUGACGCCCGUGUUCCUGCCUCCAUCACAUUGCCGUCGUCUGUGUUUGCGACGGAGUUUGAAGAGGAAGUGGGUUUGUUAAACAAAGCCGCUCCUGUUUCAGGGCCACGAUUGGAUAUGGACCCAGACAUAGUCGCUGCUUUGGAUGAUGACUUUAAUUUUGAGGACCCAGAGAACAUGCUGGAUGAUGACUUUGUCAUCAAGGCCAAUGACAUCAUGGGUGAAGGUGAUGAUGAUGAUGAAUGGGAGGACACGGAUGAUGAAGAUGAUGAUGAAGAUGAGGAAAAAGACUAUGACUCGGCAGGCGGUCUGUCAGAGAAUGAUGAAGACCGUCUGCGAGAGUUCAUGUUUAUGGAUUGCGAAACGAAGAGUCGUUUUACCGAGUACUCCAUGACCUCCUCCGUCAUGAGAAGAAACGAGCAGCUCACGCUCCUGGACGAUCGCUUUGAAAAGUUUUUCGAACAGUUUGAUGACGAUGAGAUCGGAGCUCUGGAUAACGCCGAGCUGGAGGGUUACAUCGAACCGGACAGCAACCGGCUUGAGGAGGUCAUCAAAGACUACUUCAUACAGAAAGAGAAAGAAUGUCAGAAGCCAGAUCAGUUGGGUCCUGCAGAGUUGCCCUCUGUAAGAGAGGAAGAUGAAGAUGAAGAUCAGGAGGUGGUGGAGAUGGAGGCGAUGGUCAUCGAGCCUCCAGUAGAGAGAUGGGACUGUGAGACCAUCAUCAGCACAUAUUCUAACCUGUACAACCGACCCAAACUCAUCCAAGACCCUCCUAAGCCCAAGCAGAUCCGAGUGUCAAAAAAGACGGGCAUUCCUCUGGAAGUCCUGGAGAAAAGAGGUCCGACAGCCAAACAGAUUGAGAGAAUGGAGAGGAUCAAUGAUUCGGAUCUGCCCAGAGUUUCGACACAGCCCCGCUCGCGAGAGGAAAACACAGACGAGAGGAAAGCCAGAAAACAGGCCAUCAAAAUGGAGAGGAAGGAGAGGAGGACGGAAAAAAAGGCAAACAAAAUGGCAUUCAAACAGGAAAAACAAAUGCAGGAAAAGCAGAUGGUGAAUUUGAGAGCAAACGUUCAGGGCUUGAAGCUCUCGUAGGACUUUGGAUGCCAUCAAGAGAUUGUAAACGUCAGCGUGGUAGCAGUGACUACAGGACCUUACUGAAGACAUGACUUUAAAAGAAGCUACAUUAUUGCUUUGGGUGUGUCUGACAUCAUUGGUGUGUAAUGACAUCAUUUUCUUAAUGAUGUUUGGUAUGACCAAGAUUUAAAUGUGCGUGACUCUUUUUGAAACAAUAUAAAAGACAUCGUAAUGAACCAAAUCGAAAGCAACUUUUUUUCUUAAUGUUGUCCGUCAGCAUAUGAUCAUAUUUAUAUAGAUAUAAAUACAAUGUGCAUAUUUCUCACCAGCUACCAACCGAUAGCUACAAAGGUCUCCUGUAUGCUUUGAAAUGUAUAUAAAACCUCCAGUCUUUUCAAAGUAUGUGUGCAAGUAAUCUUUAUGCAUUAAAAACUGCAAUCCAAAAUCACUUUUAAUAAAAAUACACAUUAGAAACAUUUCAAAAUAUACAUACAGUAAAAGUCAAAUCUAUUAGCAGCUGAUCUAUCAGCUCUCUGUAAACUGUAGUCACAAUGAAACGGAAGUAGUGAUUGUCUCCCUGUCGUAGAGAUGAAGGGGAGGGCAGGACUUGAAUUCAUCCAUAGAAAAUGGUUUGAAUCGCUGGAAGUUGCUAACUUCCAAUUGCUGCAAUCUUAUCCCGAACCCAUUCCUUGUGAUGGAAAGUAAAGAGAGAUCAUUUCGAGGAGGGGCGGAGAUUAGCGUUUUUGAUUAAAGAUUAUGAGGGCACAUUGGAUUUAAAAAAAAUAAUGAAGCUCACAGAUUAGUAAUUUAUAAAAAUACCAAAAUAUUUCAGAAAUAUAUUUUAAAUUUCAUGGUGACUUCAGUUUAAUGCUUUGUCUUGAUAAUAUAGUUUACAAGA